UCAUUUGAGUCGGACGCGCUGUUGAACCGAGCUCUCCUAUCAAUCUCAUCAAUCUAAAGUGCUUCCUUUCGGUGAAGUGAAUUGUGACACGGUUCGCGAUGUGAAUUGUGAAGCCUUUUCACAGCAGGGGCAACCCCCCUGACACCUAUAGACCCAAGUGAAAUAAACUUUGACAAACAUUAUGGUAUUUUAUUAUACCCAUUUUAACAAAAAGACAGGACAUUGUCUUCGUUGUUUCUUUGAAUGUGUUCAUGGCACUAAAGUUUACAGAUGUAAUAUCUGUUUAAAAGACGUUUCAAAAGCAAUCUGCCAACAUGGAAUAAUAUGGAACCAGUGUCAAUUAUGUUCUAAUCUUUUUAAACAAAAAGGACUUAAUUCAGAAUGUGUUCUUUUAAGACCCAAAACUGAACCUCCAACCCCCGAAAGUAGCAGUGCUAAUAAUGCAGUAACAAAAUCUCCAAAUUCAGAGGAAAAAACUACGAGUGCUUCAGAAGUAAAUAUGGAUUUAGAUAAUUAGCAAUCUUCCAAAGAAACAACAACUCUGGAAACAAAUACACAACCUUCAUCUCUGGACCAAUCAGGAUGGCGUAUUGUCACUAGUAAAAGGAAAAAGUGUAUAUCUACAGACUCGCCUAAUAAAAACAACAAUCCGCCUAAAAAAGUGCAACGUACUCAGAAUGUGAAGAGGAAAAUAGUUUUCUCAGCCUCAAAUAAUGCUGUAAUUAAUAACAGUGAAAACUCCCAUUCCAAAAACCAAUUUCAAGUGUUGCAAACAACCCAACAUGAGGAAAAAAUCCAAACGAAACCCUUUCUCCCCCUCCACUUUUUGUAUCAGAGGAAAAUCGAGGAAUCGAAAUGGUGACCGUGCAUCCUCUGAUAAAGUUCUGUGGGCGGAGGAAAACAACUAUAUCAACUAUGGGGAAGAAGACCAGAUGAAUAACUACGAAGGCCACAUAAUUUCUCACUUUGUGAAAGAUGUAAAACUUAUUUCAAUCCACGACUUGAGCUCAGACAGCACCAAGGAUAAAGAUCGCAUCAGCGGACUUGAUAUUCAGGCGCUUGUUCAACUUCAGAGCAACCUACGAAGUAAAAAAUUAAAAGCUUUUUUGUUCGAUGGAUCAAGAAAAGCCCGAGAAUUUCCAAAAAUAAACUCUCUAAGAAACCUUGACAGAUAUGUUUUUCUGAAACUUCACGUAAUUUGGCACUCGGAAUCAAUUAUGGUCUCCACAAAAAUUAGAAUUUCAGUCUUUCACCAAGCAGGCAGAAAUUAUGAAACCGGGUAAAAUCUCAUUUCAGUCCCUCUGCUUUUUUGUCUUUAUUUUAUAUAAGUGUUCCCCCAAACUAUUUCAAACUCCAUGAAAAUGUGUUGCGCAUGCAAUGAAUUUUCAUAAAAAAAACCCCCCCUCAAAUUGUCAGGAAAUCUCUAAAGAAGGGCAAAUUUUGGGAAGAAAAUCUGAAAAAUAUAAAAAUUUCUGCCGGCUAGUUUCUUUAUUUCCCUGGUGGAUUUUUGUAUCGAAUACAUUCAAUUUUAUUUUAGGUGUUACAUCGAUAUGAGUUGUAAAAAAUCUGUUUUGGUGCCAAAGGAACUCAUAUUUCUUUCAAAACUAAGCCAUAUACCAAAAUCGGGACUGAGUUGAGAGGAAAUGAGUGAGAUAGAGAGAUAGAUUUGGAUCGCAUUUUGCAAUUCGGAACUAUAGGCAGUACGGUAGGUUUUCAGGAGAGCAACCUUUGCAAAAACCAUUGGCGUUUUUCCUCAAAACGAUCGAUGUUGCGGUUUGAUGGUUCAUUUUAUAGCUAUUGAGUUCCUUUAACACCUUGUGUUGACAGAUUCUUCGAAAACUUCACACUCUUGCCAAAAAUUACAAAAAAAGGCUAUAGUUCCUAUUGCAAAAUGAAGAAUCCGGGGAAGCUCAUUUUGCAAUUAGGAACCAUAGAUUGUUUAGCACUGACUGCAUAGGGGAGACGACCCUGGUGUCACUUUUACACACUGGAGGGAACACAUCCAACACACACACACAUUCCAACAGAGAAAACACCCCUUCCUCCCAUCAUACCAAAAAGGGGGGAGGUGCAUUGUCCCUACGGAAAGAUAUUCUACCAAAAACAAGGUGUACCAAAAAUAUGGAUACCUAUAGACACGCUAAUAUUUCGAGAAUGGUGGCAAAUAUUAACAUGCAAUUUGGAC
Bemisia tabaci is the source of this 2185-nucleotide messenger RNA. NCBI's taxonomy places the organism in Eukaryota, Metazoa, Arthropoda, Insecta, Hemiptera, Aleyrodidae. The record is from RefSeq and is a predicted model, not a curated record.